GGGAGGCUGUUGCCACCACUACCGCCACUCUUUAUCUCUCCGCUACACAGUACGUUACCGUCCAGUGCUGGUCUCCGUGUCCACCACUUACGUUGCCCUCCAGUGCUGGUCUCCGUGUCCACCACUUACGUUGCCCUCCAGUGCUGGUCUCCGUGUCCACCACUUACGUUGCCCUCCAGUGCUGGUCUCCGUGUCCACCACUUACGUUGCCCUCCAGUGCUGGUCUCCGUGUCCACCACUUACGUUACCGUCCAGUGCUGGUCUCCGUGUCCACCACUUCCUCGUAGUGUCACGUAUAACAGAACGGUGAAGUAUUUUUGGUGACCUGCGUUUAUGGAGGGACAGAACUGAGUGUCAGAAGCCUGCCAGAAGUUACUUGUAGGGAUCACUCAGGCAAUACGGGAAGAUAACAUCCCCAUGACGAGGCGGUGUGUGUCGGGCAGGCAGCUCUUCACCAUGUCGCCUUCCACACGUGUCUCAAUAUUCAUAAUGUUUUGGCUACUGACAGAGGGUUGGUGCAGCCAACCUACACACAGUUCUGCUGGCAACUCACUGAUGAGUCUACACGCGGACAUGACAACCCACUCUGUACCAACACCACUGCCGCCGCGCGUCUCUCAGCUCCCGGUCUCUCAGGAAGAUGCAGCAGGUGCUCAUGGCGCAUUGAAUCACCUCAAAGUGGCUGGGAGAAGUGAUGUUGGUGACGAUCAUACAGUAAUAUUCGUGAAAGACUCGGAGAUCAAGACACCCGUUACACAAGAGGAGCCAAGUCGCUACGAUCAUGAUGCUGAUGAAGCACUCGCGAACAACACCCAACUGAACAUGCCAAUAAUGGGUGUAAGUGAAGACAGUGUUGUGCGGGCAGUUGCGACAAGCCAUAACACAGUGGAUGAUAUUAUGAUGAGAACAAGUGUACUGAACGUCUCUUCAGACCCCCAUCAGAAGCACACUCGCAUCAACAGAACUUUAAGAAAUAUACACCCGUUAAAGAAUAUGACUCUGGCAGGCCACGCACAAGACGAUGAAGAACUAGUGAACAGUGAUCACAUGAUCGGAAACACCAACACUAACAUCUUAAGGCGUAAUUCUGCUCAUGAUAGAUCCCAGAAACCAGUACAAUCUGUACCUGCUAAAAGUACUAAUAAUGUAACAGUAAAGAGAUACAGGCGUGUCCCACUCCAUGAUGAUGUUCCAGUGAACAAAGAAAGCUUUCUCUUGCAGUCUGAUGGUCAAAAGACAAUGCUGGAAUCGAACUCACGGAAACAUGAAAAUUCAACCAUUGUUGAAGACAUUUCUGAGGAGACGCCAGUGAGGAAGUGCUUCGGUAUCAAUGAAUUCUUUAACUUUAGAACUCGUAGACGUGAAACGCUGAAGGACAAUACAGCGUUCACAAUACUGGUGCGUAGCCUGCUGGAGAAGAAUGUGAAUACCGACCUGAGGAUCGUCCCUUUAAGAAUGGGACAAUGCAAUGACCCUGGUGAUAAGAAAACACUUGAAUCAAUAGACUUUACGUCUCACUCCAUCUUACCUUUUGGUUACCUAAGAGACCUUAAAUCAAAACUUAAUUAUGAUCAAUAUCACUACUGUUUGGAAAUGGAAGCUCCAGGUGCUGAGAAUAUUUCCUCUGGCAUUCUUAGCAAAAUUUUCUGUCCAUUACGACCCAUUGAGGUUUCCACAAGGAAGUGUUGCGGCCUCAACGAAUACUUCAACCUUACUGAUAAACACUGUCAUCCGAGGUCGUCCAAUGUGAGUGACUAUAAUGAUUUAGUGCAAGAAUUCACAAGGAAUUACCCAGGAGUGACGUCCAUCCACUGGAACACCUCGAAGCUCAUUUGCAGGCACGGUGAGCCCCGAAGAGUCAGCAGCUACCAAGCCUUUCUCGACUCCUCGAACCAACUGUGUGAACGUCAGUCUGGGCAAUGUUACCCGAGCUCACUCUACUGUAUUGAAUAUUCAUGGGCAGAAGGUACUCCAGCGAUGGUGGCUGAGGCAUCGUUAUGUCCCGUUGACUCCUUCUACAAAUGCUGUCCCCGCGGCCAUAUACUCACUAAGUCUGGCUGCAUUAGUGCCUCGAGGGAAGAUGUCUCGCCAUAUAUGUUGCAGUUGCUGGAAGAAAUGGAACCUAAAUUUGGUAUUCCUGCUAGAACCAAUGAUUGCCAUUGCGUUGAAAAGCUGAUCAAUGUUAGUGACUCUAAUAUUCACUGGUGGAAGAGCAAGCCUCAAUAUCCCCAAGUAGACAUAAAGGCAAAAAAUUCAUCUGCCAUUCGGUACUGUGUAGAUGAUUAUCGCGGCCCGGACAACCACACUGUAACAGUUGCUAUCGAGUGUUACACCGAGGUGGGGAACGUACGCAAGUGUUGUCCCAGCGGCCAGUACAUGGAGAUUGAUACUUGCGUCACCGACAGUCUGGGACUCUCACUACUGCACGACCCUCUGCUGAGUGCAGCUAACCUAACAAAGCUGACUGAUAACUCUUUCCCUACUUGUGAAACUGAAAACGGCUACCAUCUUUACUACAUGGACAGGAGGCCCUCCGAGGACUAUGGGGAGAUGAUGGACAACCAGGAGCUACAGCUGGUAAAUAUGGACGCGGGCUGCCGCCUUAAUAAUAAAAUUAUCAAACGUGAGAAUUACUGCCUUGAAUACUUCGGAAACGCUACAGUCCAACAUCUGAAGGUGAUGAUGUGUGUAAGGUCGUCCAAGGACUUGGACGUGAACCGCGAAAAUUUGUGGGUGAAGGCGGUGCUGCUGACCUUGUCCUGCGUGGCCCUGCUGGCCACCACCUUGUACCUCCUCCCCCAGAAGGUCAACAAAGGCUACUCCGUCAGAAAGGUGAAGACGCUGGCUGGGCGGCUCCAGUUGAGCUACGUGUUGACCUCCCUGGUUGGGUUCCUGCUCCUGGCCGUCAACAUGGUCGUACCGUUUUAUCAGGACAGUCUUGCGUGCUACAUCAUGUCCGGCCUCCUCACCUUCUUCCUCCUGGCGGGCUUCCAGUGGAACACCUCCAUUUGCCUCGAGGCUCUGCUGAUAACACUGAGGUUCGGAAUGUUUGGUGAAGAUGAGGGCUGGCGGUACAUACUACACUCACUGUGGGCUUGGGGCGUGCCGGGGCUCAUCACCAGCCUCGCCCUCACCCUCAACCACUACCGCGCCUCCCUCCCCUGCAGCGUCAUCACCCCCAGGAUUGGUCUCUACAACUGCUUCUUCUCCGACCAGAAGGCCAAACUGGUGUAUCUGUACGUGCCCAUGUUACUGACGCUGUGUGCCAACACCUUCCUGCUCCUCGCUUCUCGCUGCGUCCGCUCAGCAAACCUGCGCCGAAUGGAAAAGGGUAAAGUGGAGACCACGACCGCGGAGGACGGCCGCACCGUUGUUACUUCUCGGCACUUGGGACUUAGCUCCCACCGGACCCAAAACCUGUUGACGGAAGGUGUGAUUAUGGUGAUGUGGUCCGGGGCGAUGUGGUUCAUGGAGGUGAUUGCCUUCUUAGUGGCAUUCAACAGCGUCGAGCCCUCACAUGCUUGGUAUAACUACCUGUGGUAUAUUCCCUCGAGCCUUAACUGCCUGAGAGGGAUAGGCAUCUUCCUCAUCGUGGUGUUGACGCCUGAGAACCGAGGCAAGCUGGCGCGAACAUUUAACAGAGUGAUCCGGUCCAUGACGGCCUGCUGCAUCUCCCUGGACCCGACGGCUCGCUCCACGUCUUCUGAUGUCAAUGCGGUGGGCAUCCAACCUUCCAAGAUGCGUAUAAACGAGGGAUUUGAUCUAAACACUGAUGUCACUUCUGAUGUGGCAUUAAGUUCUUCAUUAGAUGCUUCUGAACUCGGGCCAGGAAAAGGUGAGGCUGACGUGUCAGCCAAACGUUAUAAAAAAUCCCAGUGAAGUUUGCCUACUGUUUUACUGCUAGCAAGUGACCGUAACCAUGCCACCGCUGUCCACUGGAUGGGUGUGGUGUGCAUAAUAGAAAACUAAACUAUAUUUUUAUGUCUAACUAAUUUGCCACUUAUCUACGGUGUGGCAGAACCACACCCAUCCUCCCACUGGAUGGGUGUGGUGUUCAUAAUGGAAAAUUUAACUAUAUUUUUAUGUCUAACUAGUUUGCACCUUAUCUACGAUACGGAUAUGUGCCCCAGAAUGUAUUGAUUAAAAAUCCUUUUCUAGUAGUGAGCACAGGAAUCAGGUAUCCUUCCUGCUAGAUAUUUGGAAUUAAUAAAAAAUUACUAUGA
Messenger RNA from Procambarus clarkii (red swamp crayfish), 4223 nucleotides. Lineage: Eukaryota; Metazoa; Arthropoda; Malacostraca; Decapoda; Cambaridae. The record is from RefSeq and is a predicted model, not a curated record.